AUGCACAUCGAGAUAAGCCAUUAUUGGCUGAAUGACUAUGCGUCGAAUAUAGGUUUUGGAAUAUUUCAUUCAGGAAUUGAAGUUUAUGGUGUUGAGUAUGCUUAUGGUGGGCAUCCCUACGCAUUUUCUGGUGUAUUCGAAAAUUCGCCACAGGAUGCUGAGGAGCUAGGAGAAAAUUUUAAAUUCAGGCAAUGCAUUGUGAUUGGCGAAACUGCUUUUUCGGCUUCAGCUGUUCGGGAACUUAUAAAGUCUCUCGGACAAGAAUAUCGUGGUGAUCGCUAUCAUCUUAUAUCACGAAACUGUAAUCACUUCAGUGCCGUUCUUGCUAAAGCCCUCACGGGAAACGACAUUCCAACGUGGAUCAAUCGUUUAGCUAAUCUUAGUGGAUCUAUUCCAUUUUUAGAAAGGUGUUUACCACAGGAGUGGUUAACGCCGGUGGCAUUGCAGCAGUCACUAGAUGAUCAACGUAGCUCAGAUCGCACAAGAUCUGCUGUAAAUGACAGCCACAAGAGGUUGUCGAUUGAUUCUGCUGAAGAUGCUUUGGAUGUCAAGUUAAACGGUAUGCAAUGUAUUGUGAUUGGCGAAACUGCUUUUUCGGCUUCAGCUGUUCGGGAACUUAUAAAGUCUCUCGGACAAGAAUAUCGUGGUGAUCGCUAUCAUCUUAUAUCACGAAACUGUAAUCACUUCAGUGCCGUUCUUGCUAAAGCCCUCACGGGAAACGACAUUCCAACGUGGAUCAAUCGUUUAGCUAAUCUUAGUGGAUCUAUUCCAUUUUUAGAAAGGUGUUUACCACAGGAGUGGUUAACGCCGGUGGCAUUGCAGCAGUCACUAGAUGAUCAACGUAGCUCAGAUCGCACAAGAUCUGCUGUAAAUGACAGCCACAAGAGGUUGUCGAUUGAUUCUGCUGAAGAUGCUUUGGAUGUCAAGUUAAACGGUAUAUUCUCGAGCCACAGUGGUAUCCGCCCGUGGGAUUUACGUGCGGUGAUAACUCCUCACCACUUUCAUCUGGUACCGACAGUCGCAACGGGUCGCCUCCAUCAAUACAACGGAUAUGGGCACAAAUCAAGUCAACAAUGGCUGGAGACAUUCGGCCCUGAAGAGGCCAUGUUUUGGGCUCAUCUGCUCAAACUUCGAAUACAGUGCCAAACUCCGCAACGGUGA
This is a messenger RNA of Cooperia oncophora, 1161 nucleotides long. The record is from the annotation of a GenBank genome assembly. Lineage: Eukaryota; Metazoa; Nematoda; Chromadorea; Rhabditida; Trichostrongylidae.